This is a messenger RNA of Suillus plorans, 207 nucleotides long. RefSeq lists its product as uncharacterized. The transcript has a single exon. Lineage: Eukaryota; Fungi; Basidiomycota; Agaricomycetes; Boletales; Suillaceae. The annotation marks the transcript as partial. The record is from RefSeq and is a predicted model, not a curated record.
CAGAUGCUGAGUGUAACAGCAGACAAUGCAUCAAGUAAUGACACAAUGACAACGGAACUUGCCAAGCUCAUUGAUCAUUUUGGUGGAGAAGCGGUACACACACAUUGCCUCUUGCAUAUCAUCAAUCUUGUGGUCAAAAGUUUAAUUAAAGAGUUUGACAUACCAAAACACCAUAGUGUCAAGUCACUUGACAGUGCAGACCAUGAC